CACCGUUAGGUCAAACCACCGUUAAUCCUUCGCGAUCAGCGUUCUCCACAGUCUGAGGUUCUCCCGAUGGAGAGAUUAUGAAGAGAAAGGAACCUUUUAACGGAAAGAACCAAACGGAGACAUUCAGUCGGUGUGUGUUGAAGUUUGAUCGGUAGAGGAUGACAGCUCGGUGACCGGAGGGAGGGCUGCACAGAACGGAUCAGCCUGCGUCUUCAAGGAGACUGCUGUGAUGCUACGUAGGCAACUGGAAGAAAAGGGCUUUUCUACUAUGAGAGAGUGUGUGUGAGAGAGAGUGUGUGUAUGUGUGUGUGAGUGUGUGAGUCCGGGCUGUGGGCACGAAGGGACCGGUUCGGUUUUUAAACAGUUUUUAUAAUUCUUGUUUUUAUUGGUUUGUGGAUCUUCGUGGUUGUCGGACCUGUGAGGACACACAGCGGGCUGGUAAAGUUUUGGGGGAUGGCAGGGCGAAGCAGAAGAGCAUGGUUCAGUGUUCUGCUCGGACUGGUGGUCGGGUUCACUCUGGCGUCCAGACUCAUUCUACCCAAAGCGACCGAGCUGAAGAAAGCGGGGCAGAAGCGGAAAGCGAGCCCGGCCGGCUGUGGGUCUACCCGGGCUCUCAGGAAGGAGUACGGAGGGGGAUUAUGGUCCCCGCAGGAUAACGGUUCACCGGCCACCGACAAACCCAGCUCCAGGUCCGAGAAUUUCAUGUUCGUUGGUGUUAUGACUGCACAGAAGUACCUGAACAACCGAGCCGUGGCAGCACACAGGACAUGGGCACAAACAAUUCCAGGCCGGGUGGAGUUUUUCUCCAGUGAAGGCUCCGACACUUCCAUCCCCAUUCCAAUAGUGGCACUGAGAAACGUGGAUGACUCAUACCCUCCCCAGAAGAAGUCCUUCAUGAUGCUCAAGUACAUGCACGACCAUUACCUGGACCAGUACGAGUGGUUCAUGAGGGCUGACGACGAUGUCUACAUCAAGGGGGAGAAGCUGGAGAGCUUCCUGCGCAGCCUCAACAGCAGCGAGGCCGUCUUCCUGGGCCAAACGGGCAUGGGGGCCCGGGAUGAACUUGGAAAGCUGGCCCUGGAGCCCGGGGAGAACUUCUGCAUGGGGGGGCCAGGGGUCAUCAUGAGCCGCGAGGUCCUCAAGAGAAUGGUGCCCCACAUACGAGAGUGUUUACAGGAGAUGUACACCACCCACGAGGAUGUGGAGGUGGGCCGCUGUGUCAGGAGGUUCGCCGGGGUCCAGUGUGUCUGGUCCUACGAGAUGCAGCAGCUCUUCUAUGAAAACUAUGAACCAAACAAGAAAGGCUACAUACGAGAUCUCCACAACAGCAAGAUCCACAGAGCCAUCACUCUCCACCCGAACAAGAACCCUCCCUAUCAGUACCGCCUGCACAGCUACAUGCUCAGCCGCAAGAUCGCUGACCUGCGCCACCGAACCAUCCAGCUGCACCGAGAGAUCGUUCAGAUGGGGCGCUACGGAGCGGCCGAACCCAGCCGGGAGGACCUCCAACUCGGCAUGCCUCCCUCCUUUAUGCGCUUCCACCCACGGCAGAGAGAGGAGGUGCUGGAGUGGGAGUUUCUGACAGGGAAGUACCUGUUCUCGUCAUCUGACGGUCAGCCACCCCGCAGAGGGAUGGAUUCCUCCCAGCGGCAGGCCCUGGAUGACAUCAUCAUGCAAGUGAUGGAGAUGAUCAACGCCAAUGCCAAGACCCGAGGCCGGGUUAUUGAUUUCAAAGAAAUCCAGUACGGCUACCGGAGAGUCAACCCCUUAUACGGAGCAGAGUAUGUUCUGGAUCUGCUGCUGCUGUACAAGAAGCACAAAGGAAAGACCAUGACAGUUCCUGUGAGGAGGCACGCCUACCUGCAGCAGACCUUCAGCCAGAUUCAGUUCAGAGAGGAGGAGGAGAUGGAUGCCAGAGCUCUCGCUAGCCACAUCAACAAGGAGUCCGACUCCCUCUCGUUUCUGUCUAACUCCCUCAAGAUGCUGGUGCCCUUCAAGCUGGCCACCUCCGGCCAGGACCAGAGGGAACCCAAAGAGAAGAAAGUCAACAUCCUGGUACCUCUCUCAGGACGCUAUGACAUCUUUGUGCGCUUCAUGGCCAACUUUGAACGAGUGUGUCUGGUCCCCAACCAGAACGUCAAGCUGCUGAUCCUGCUCUUCAGCACGGACAACAACACGGAGCGAGUCAAGCAAGUGGAGCUGAUGAGGGAGUACCACAUGAAGUAUCCACGGGCCGAGAUGGAGAUCAAGACUGUGGAUGGCUCCUUCUCAAGGGCUCUGGCUUUGGAAGUGGGUUCCUUGCACUUCACUAAUGAUUCAUUGCUCUUCUACUGUGACGUAGAUCUACUCUUCACCAGCGAAUUCCUAAAGCGAUGUCGGACCAACACCGCCCAGGGGGAGCAGACCUAUUUCCCCAUCAUCUUCAGCCAGUAUGAUCCCAAAGUGGUGUACGCCGGGAAGGUACCUAGCAACAACCACUACGUCUUCACCUCCAAGACCGGCCUGUGGAGGAACUAUGGCUUUGGGAUCGUCUGUGUCUUCAAGGGAGACUUGGUCCGAGCGGGAGGCUUUGACACCUCCAUACAGGGGUGGGGAUUGGAAGACGUGGACCUCUUUAAUAAAUUUGUCCAAUCAGGGAUUAAGUUGUUCAGAAGCACAGACACGGGGAUAGUGCACGUCCAUCACCCUGUCAUUUGUGACCCCAACCUUGAGGCAAAGCAAUAUAAGAUGUGCCUGGGCUCCAAAGCCUCGUCGCACGGCUCCACCCAGCAGCUGGCCGAGCUCUGGCUGGAGAAGAACGACCACGGCUUCAGGAGACUGGCCAGCAAUAACGGCUCAGAAAGGACAGCGUGAGCACGCCGGGCUGUCACGAACUGAACCUGAGCCCGGUCGGUGCUCACUUCUUCCUCUUAGUGGUGUUUUCACUACCUAAUUUAUUUUUUACUGAAAUGAAAGACUUGACAUGGAUAUAUUUUGAAAAUAUGUCUCGUUUUUUAUAAGAUAUACAGAUAUGCCAUGACGAACAAUUCAUGGACACAAUCUGGGCUCUCGUAUGUGAGUGCUUACAAACUGAUAUAAGGAAUACUGACCAGUAUUCUUGUGUUAGCCUGAUUACACAGAGCCUGAGGCUCAUGCAGGCUGUUACAUGUCAUCCGUCAGGACAGCGGGGAGGGAGGCACGCCUUGUUUAAAAGGAGAAUUUCAGUAUUUUUAAAUCUGGGCACUAUUUUUACAUAAGUAUUGAUCUAAUUGACUAAAAGGUACAAAAUGUUGUGGAAAAAAAUGCUUUGUAGUUCUGCAACAUAAUUCUUGCAGGCAAAUGGGCCCACCUAAAAAGUUCCUGCUGUUGUCCCUGGCAGGCUUAGAUCACUGGUGUAAGUUCAUCUAACAUUAAUAAAAACCUACAGAGAGAUUUCUGAUUAAAGGAAGAUCUUAAAGCUGCUGGACUCUGUGGACACAAUCAGCAUUUUUACCUUCAGAACAGGGGAGUUGCUGGUCUACCCCCAAGUUUAAAGGGGAAUACCACAGAGCCCAUUUGCCCUGGAAGAUAACCUUACACCCUGCACAGCCUGUCUCUGAAGCAAUCUGCAGAUACUCCAAGCUUCUUUUUUUACCUGUUAGUCAUUUAGACCCUUAAACUAGAAAUAGAGCCUGUGAUAAAAAUGAUAGAAAUUCUCUGUAAUCUGUACCUCAGUGAAGUACACCAUCAUGGUCCUCAACUAUUCCAUUCGUCUGGUUUGCCGAAAAAACAGAGGUGCCACCUCUCUGAGCAGCAGCGCUCCAAACGUGAUACAAACCUUGAUUGUGACUGUUUACAAAAGACUGAAAACUGCAAUCACACCCGAUCAUUACGAAGAGCAAUCCAUGUCCUUGAUUCACCGAGGUUUUCUUAUCCUUUCGCUUUUAUAGUUCUGGUCUCACGACACAACACUGUUACUGUCUCUCCUGAAGUUUUACAAUGUUUGUUCUUUAUUAUUAAUUUCUGUGAACCCAACUGCUGGAUUUUAUAUUCUGAAAUCAUCUUUUGCUGUCUAAUUUAUUGAAUUUGCAGGCUCCAUUUUUCUACUCUGUCUGUUGAAAUAUGUAUAUGGGAAAGAUUGUAUAACCAGAUGUGGGGUAGUUUUUUUUUAAUGUUUCUUUUCUUCUUAAACUCGUUAUCACCAAAGAGUUCGCACAGUCGGCUUUAGGUAUCAUGUUGCCUGUGCGUGUCUGCGUGCGUGAAUGUGAAUGUGUGUGUGUGUGUGUGUGUGUGUGUGUGUGUGUGUGUGUUGGCCGGCGUUCAGCAGGCACAGACAUGAAACUGGCUGUGUAAUGGAGACCAACACAAAAGCUCUGUGAACGGCGGGCGUCUCUACCGAGUGAAGCAGGAACCCGUCUUUCCUCUGGUGGGUUGGGAUGGGAGAGGCGCUCUGCUUGGCCGGCUCAUCAGCGUCUCUCUUCGUUAAUGACUUUGGUUUUGAAAAUAAAAAGCGUUGUGGCUGGUCCCGGUCUCUGCUGAGCUGUGAUGAUCCGUGUUACGGACACUGUCCUCCCCUGCUCAUGUUGUCCGUGGGCAGGUACUGUACGUUUUCACGCCCCACUGGGUCACUGCUUCUCUCCCAGCUUUACAACAUGAAUGACUGAAGUUUGAGACUGAUGGAGCAGGAUGAAUGACUGCGCUGUCAUCAUAGUGUUUGUUUUUGUUUCCUUUGACCUUUUUUUUGUUCUUUAAACUCUGUCCACCUGGACACGGUUUUCUAUUUAAAAGAAAUAAAGUGGGGGGAGAAUAAA
Notolabrus celidotus (New Zealand spotty) is the source of this 4769-nucleotide messenger RNA. RefSeq names its product chondroitin sulfate synthase 1 (gene chsy1). The transcript has 3 exons. The coding region runs from base 454 to 2853 and encodes 799 amino acids. Gene Ontology annotation, cellular component: Golgi cisterna membrane. The record is from RefSeq and is a predicted model, not a curated record. Gene Ontology annotation, molecular function: glucuronosyl-N-acetylgalactosaminyl-proteoglycan 4-beta-N-acetylgalactosaminyltransferase activity. Lineage: Eukaryota; Metazoa; Chordata; Actinopteri; Labriformes; Labridae.